This is a messenger RNA of Panicum virgatum (switchgrass), 997 nucleotides long. RefSeq names its product signal recognition particle 19 kDa protein. Gene Ontology annotation, biological process: SRP-dependent cotranslational protein targeting to membrane, signal sequence recognition; SRP-dependent cotranslational protein targeting to membrane. Gene Ontology annotation, cellular component: signal recognition particle, endoplasmic reticulum targeting. Bases 290 to 712 code for a protein of 140 amino acids. The transcript is spliced from 4 exons. Lineage: Eukaryota; Viridiplantae; Streptophyta; Magnoliopsida; Poales; Poaceae. Gene Ontology annotation, molecular function: 7S RNA binding. The record is from RefSeq and is a predicted model, not a curated record.
UGCAGCCAUACCCUCAUCCCACCUCCUAUGCUGUAUUUAGGAGAGAGGAGAAAGGAAAAACCGAGCUCUAAUCUCCCUCCCCGACGGAGAUCGCCUGCUCCUGGAGCAACCGCCGCUCCUUCCCGCACCGGCGCGGACGCCACUCCCGCCAGCUUCCGCAACUGAUUUCUGCAGUUUACUCUGCUGCCUAACCCAAGGAUCUCUCGGAACAUUCAGAACCGUAUCAACCUCGGACUCCCUGCAGUUCUUGUGCUAGGAUCUGUGCCGUGGGGCGUCAAACAGCUCGCAGAUGGACGGUGGCGGGGGCGACCUGCGGAGCACUAUCAAGAAGUGGAACGUCUUAUACCCGGUCUACCUCAACUCCAAGAAGACGGUUGCUGAAGGCCGCCGCAUCGCCGCCAGCAAGGCCUGCCCUGACCCCACCUGCAUCGAGAUAGCCGACUGCUGCUCGCACCUCAAGAUCCCCCACGCCAUUGAGCUUGAUAAGGCGUACCCUCGGGAUUUCUUCCAGGUGGGGAGGGUCAGGGUGCAGCUCAAGAAGGAUGACGGCUCCCCUGUCAAUCCUGCUAUUAAAACAAAGAAGCAGCUGAUGAUCCAAAUAGCAGAGCUAGUUCCCAAGCAUCAUGGAAGGACAAAGAAGCAGGAAUCAGCACUCAGCUCUUCAGCUGGUGGCAGUUCGAAGAACACAAAAGGUGGAAAAAAGAAAAAGUGAUGGCAGUAUAAUCUUGCAUUUUUCUGUCCAUCCCCGUACUAAGUUUAUGUGGAAGUGUCCUUCUGAGGCCUGAAAAUCAUUGUGACUUGUGGGAUUUUGAUCCAUUUGAAAAUUUCCAUACACAUCUUUCUUGUAGUAUCCAGAUCUAGAUGUGCUAAACCUAAAAAUAUGGCAGCCAUGACAUGGGAUCCAAUUUACAGAUGCUGUUGUUUAAUAGAACUUUGUUUACUAACACAGCGGAGAUGCUUUAUUCAUUUUAAUCAAUAGAAUAGAACUGUUCUUGCA